Messenger RNA from Paramecium sonneborni, 1340 nucleotides. The record is from the annotation of a GenBank genome assembly. NCBI's taxonomy places the organism in Eukaryota, Ciliophora, Oligohymenophorea, Peniculida, Parameciidae.
AAUGAGACCAUCUUAAGGAAAAAAAAUAAAAUAGGACGAUUCCGACAAUAAAUUUAGAGAUAAAAUCUAUCGUUCUAUGUAUCCAUCUCCAUGUUCUUCAUAGUAAAGAUUUAAUUUCGAAAUUGUAGUGAUCCCAAUAAAUGGCUACAAAAUAAUGACAUUUCAUGGUUGUCUCAUUCAAUAGAAUAGGACAUUGAUAAAAUCUUACAAAUUGCAGUCCCUUAACCUCUUAAACCAUAAAAUAAUAGAAGAGCAAGUGCAAAUGAUAUUAGAGAGGAGGUUGAUGACAAAAUAGGUAAAUAAAAGAGAAAUACAUGGUAUGUUGACACUCAACAUGAAGAUUAACCAAAAAAUAGCAAAUUGAAAAUUAAUAUGAGUUCAAUUAUUUGUGAAUUCCCAAUUUAAAAAGUUUCGCGGUAAUCAAAUUCAGAACAGCCAAAAACACCAAAUGGUCAAAAAUCAUUUAUGGAAGCUAUUAUUUAGAAGUAUUAACAACAAAAUGAUCAACAAUAAGAUGAUUAAUUUGAAAAAGAAAAAUAGUAUUUAUUCUAAAAUGAUAAAAAAUCUCAAAUCUUGGAUCCUCAAAUUAAAGAAGAUGAAAUAAAUGAAAAUAUUAAAAAUGAUGAACAACAAAGUAUAAACUCUUCCUAAUAAGAAAAUAUUUAAAAGAAAAAAAAUCAUUCAAAGCCAAAAAGGGGGGGGAGAAAAAAGAAAACUAAUUAACCUUUGCCUAAAAAGAAAUCAAGAUAAACAAAAAAAUAAGCCCGAAUACUCCCGCUACCUUAAAAAACUGAAACUGAAUUUUAUUAAGAAAAAACAAAAUAAAUUAGACCAUCAUAAACUCUAGACUAACCGAUAUUCAAUACAUAAUAAAGUUGGGCAAGAAUGUCAUUACGUAAAGAAGCCAAAAAAUAUCAGAAAUAUUAAACUUAAGAAUUUAAAGAUUUAUUACGUUCAUUACCAGGAUGCUUUAUCCAUAAAAGUGAAGGAGAUUUGAAAAUAGAUAAGAUUAGACCAAUGUAAAAUGUAAAAAGAAAGUAUUUUUAAUCAUUUGAAAUGUGGAUAAAUCCUUAAGUAUUGAUAGGUCCAAUAAAUUUAAAUACUUCAGUUAAAUUAGUAAAAAAAAUUUCUAAUCUUAGCACGUAAGAUUUAAAAAAGGGUAUUCUGGACAUGUCUUCUGUGAUAGUAUGCUUUCUGAAACUCUACCAUUAAAUUAAGUAGACGGAAAAACAUUUCAUAAAUAAAAAUUAAUACUUGCUAAUAAUUCUGAUCAUGUGAUAAAAUUGAUUUGCUGUUCAGUAAAUAUUACAAUUAGAGGUCCUUAAAAAAGACGUAAAUGA